Lottia gigantea (owl limpet) is the source of this 321-nucleotide messenger RNA. RefSeq lists its product as hypothetical. Lineage: Eukaryota; Metazoa; Mollusca; Gastropoda; Lottiidae. Bases 1 to 321 code for a protein of 106 amino acids. The transcript is spliced from 2 exons. The record is from RefSeq and is a predicted model, not a curated record.
AUGACCAAUCAAUCUCUUUUGACAAACCAACAAUCAUGGUAUUGUGCAGCACCAUGUAGGGGACCAUCACAAUCUUUCACUCCAAAAGCUAGAUUGGGGGAAAAUGAUACAGAAUCAUUAUACAUAUUAAAACAAGAAUUAGAAAUAAAAGAUCAACAGCUGAAAUUUGCUAGUGAUUUACUGACCAAACAAGGGGGAAAGUUGAAACGCAUGGAAUCUAAUAUGAAUAGACAGAUACAUGGAGGAAUGAUACCACACCACUCACCACCUUUACCUCUUAUGGUAAACAAUCUCCAUUGUAAAUCUGGUUUGGGUACUUAA